Molecule: messenger RNA, 906 nt
Organism: Aphanomyces invadans
Lineage: Eukaryota; Oomycota; Saprolegniomycetes; Saprolegniales; Verrucalvaceae
Exons: 1
Coding region: 1-906 (301 amino acids)
Biological process (GO): proton transmembrane transport; regulation of intracellular pH
Cellular component (GO): plasma membrane
Molecular function (GO): P-type proton-exporting transporter activity
Source: RefSeq, a predicted model, not a curated record
AUGACGGCCGUCCGCACGUGUGCGUUGACGUCCAACUCGAGCGGGUGCGGCGAAUUGGACGGAUCGGUCAUGAAAAACUCGGACUACGUCGCGCUCGGGAAGGCGCGCCAACUCGACAUUGAAGGGUACUGGAAGGUCUACGAGGCCAAGUACCAAAAGUCGCAAGCUGACUUGUUUGAGCACUUGCAAGGCAACCACAUCAACAGCUUUACGGACCUCGAUCCAGAAGCCAUGGCGACGUACGACCAAUUUGUGUUUCAGUACACGUUGGGCCAGAGCGGCAAGCCGUUCCAGGGCAAAAAUUACUUGGUCAACACGUCGGCGGCCAUGGGCGACGGCGUCGCGUUCGUCGGGCGGGACUACCUCCCGCUCACCAACGGCGUCGGAUUCUGCGACUACGUGUGGGGGUACUCCAACUUUAACUCGACCUGGUCGCGUGGGUUCAAGCUGAUCGGGCCGGGCGUCCAGAAGAAGGACGGCAUUCUCCGCGGGCUCAUCUACACGCAAGUGUCUGUGUCAGGCCAAGCGCUCAUCUUUGUCACGCGGACUGCCGGCAUCAACACGUGGUUCUUUGCCGAGAAGCCGUGCAACUUGCUCCUGUUUGCGUUUGUGAUUGCCCAAGUCGCGGCGUCCGUGAUCGGCGCGGUCGGGUUUGCUGGGUACCCGUCGGAUCGUGUGGCUGUGAUCGGGUGUGGCUGGGGCUACCUCGUCUUGGCUUGGUUGUGGUCGAUCUUGUGGCACUUUCCCCUCGACUUGAUCAAGUUUGCCGUCAACUACAUCUUGACCAACGGAUCGUACACCCAAACAGCGUUCACGUCCCGCAUCAACGCGGGCCAUCCGUCCAUGGCCCACAGCAAAGUCACGAGCGUCGCGCGCUCGAUCCGCGCCAGCCGCACGGCCGCGUAG